Pneumocystis jirovecii RU7 is the source of this 672-nucleotide messenger RNA. RefSeq lists its product as uncharacterized. The coding region runs from base 1 to 672 and encodes 223 amino acids. Lineage: Eukaryota; Fungi; Ascomycota; Pneumocystomycetes; Pneumocystales; Pneumocystaceae. The transcript has 2 exons. Gene Ontology annotation, cellular component: proteasome activator complex. The record is from RefSeq and is a predicted model, not a curated record.
AUGGAUCAACUUAGAAAAGUGCUUGUGCAUCAGACACGUCUCCGUCUCACUGAAACAUGGCUCUCACGUAUUCACAUGCUUAGCACUUGGCUUGACGAACUUGCUUCAGAACUUGCUUCAGAACACGCUAUAGACAAUACCGAUCAAUCUCCUUCUCAAUCCACUGACGAGCUUCCUACUCCUGAUCCCAGUCAUCCAAAGAAACGCCGUACAUUAAACACUUCUUCUGAUAAUAUCUCCUGCCCUUCCUCCAUUCUUCCUCUCUCUUUUUCUGCUUUAAAAACGGGACAAGCCCGCGUAAAACGUGAAUGCUUCCGGGUAUUGCGUGCCUGCGAUGAAACACGUGUCCUUGUCAAUCUGCGGUUCUCUGACACCCCCUCCCAUGCACUUAGGGUGCUUGAAGAUAUCCUCUCUGAGCUCUCUCAGGCCCAAAAUACGUGCAUUACAAUCCGUGCAUCAAUACCACAAUAUGCUUUAUCCCGGGCAGAAGCUCUUCAAAAAGCCUGUGCUGCUGCUCUAACGGAUGCUGCUGCUGCUGCUGGAGCUUCUGCUGUGCUUGAAAUUGAGGAAGAAGCACUUUUCCACCUCUUUCAGCACUUUGCACAGCUUCGUAAUAUUUACGUUGUUCUUUAUACACUGCUCCACAAGCAUCGUGUGCUUCUCGGGCUUUAA